Molecule: messenger RNA, 228 nt
Organism: Protopolystoma xenopodis
Lineage: Eukaryota; Metazoa; Platyhelminthes; Monogenea; Polystomatidea; Polystomatidae
Source: the annotation of a GenBank genome assembly
AUGCCUCGAAUCUGUCAUGCUCUCUUGACAGAAUUCUCGGCGCCGGAAAGUUGGGACGGCAGAGCGGCUGACUUGCCCGCUGCUCCGCUUGAACAUGCGUCAUUCCUCGCCUUUGAUGAAGAGCCACUUCGUCUUCUGCUGGCGGUGAGACGCAGACUCGACGUUGGCUACGUUCGCUUGAAGCGGGGACAAAUGGGAGACGAACACUCAUGGCCUGAGUUUGACUAA